Messenger RNA from Didymodactylos carnosus, 474 nucleotides. The record is from the annotation of a GenBank genome assembly. NCBI's taxonomy places the organism in Eukaryota, Metazoa, Rotifera, Eurotatoria, Philodinida, Philodinidae.
AUGUCAACACCAGCAGCUACAACGGCUAAUGAUUCUAGUGAAAAUGUUUCAUUAAACAUUGAACAAGUACAAAAACAAAUUAAUUCUGAAAUCGAAAUGCUACAAUCAUCGAUACAACGUUUACAAUAUGCUCAAGAAGGUUUUGGUGAAUCCAUGUUGGCUAGUACAAAAUUACCAAAAACUGAUCAAGAUACAUUGAUCCCAUUGUCAUCGUCCAUGUAUGUUCCUGGACGUUUGUCAGAUAAUGAACAUCUUCUUGUUGAUAUUGGUACUGGAUAUUUUAUUGAAAUGAGACCAAAAAAAGCGUACGAAUAUUUUAAACGUAAACAUGAUUAUAUUCAAAUUGAAGUUGAAAAAUUACAAAAAGUUUUAUAUGAAAAAUUAUUAACUCGUCAACAAAUUCAUAAUGUUAUACAAAUGUCGUUACAACAACAAAUGCAACAACAACAAGCAACAGGAACAGCAAAAAAAUAG